AUGCGUUUGAGCCUGCGCCUGGCUUGUCGCGCCAAGCUCCUUCGGAAGGAGGUAGACGCAAUUGACUUGGAUUACCUGCAGCGUUGCACGGAGAACUUCGCAGAGCAUCGACUGCUGGGGGAGGGAGGCCACGGCAAGGUCUACAAGGCAGUUGACAAAGACGAGCACCUCGAGUUUGCCGCCAAGUGCUUGGUGUGCGAGAAUGAGGAAGAGCGCCAAAUGAUGAACCGCAUGACGGAGGCAGAGAUCACCACACUCACUGCCUUCACACACCCGAACAUCAUCCGCUUGCUCGGCUACUGCAAGACCGAGGACACUGCGGUUUGCUCUACGAGUACCAGCCCGGAGGAAGUGUGGAGACCCAUUUGGACGAAAAGGAGCGCGCAGAAGAUCUCACCUGGACAUUGCGAGCCAAUAUAG
Effrenium voratum is the source of this 420-nucleotide messenger RNA. NCBI's taxonomy places the organism in Eukaryota, Dinophyceae, Suessiales, Symbiodiniaceae. The record is from the annotation of a GenBank genome assembly.